Dendrobium catenatum is the source of this 1419-nucleotide messenger RNA. RefSeq lists its product as uncharacterized. The transcript has a single exon. The annotation marks the transcript as partial. The record is from RefSeq and is a predicted model, not a curated record. Lineage: Eukaryota; Viridiplantae; Streptophyta; Magnoliopsida; Asparagales; Orchidaceae.
GGUUUGCGGAAUCCUCUCCCGCCACUUGCUUUCCCGCCGCCUCCCGGCCGGGGAUGCCUCCCCCCAUGGCCGCGAACGCUUUCCCCCCCACUCCCUUCCACCUCCGCCUCCACUGCAUCCCCUGCUUCCACUGUCCUCCCGCUUUGGAAAAACCUUUUAAACUCCACCCCUCAAGUCUCUCCUGAUUUCUCCCACUCCCUAACUUUCAUUCCUGCUCAAAACUUCACUGCUGAGUUCACCACCGACCAGUUUAACGCUGGAGCUCCGGAGUGGUCCCUUUCGCUGGUUGGCUACUCGAUCGGGAAAAGACCCUACUAUGAAACUCUUCUGUCCGUGAUUAAGAAGGCUUGGCAACUGAAAGGGUCCAUUUCUUUGCUUACUAUGGACGAGGGAUUUUUCUUGCUCAAAUUUACUGCGCUUGAAGACUACGAGUAUGCUUGGAUGGGUGGUCCGUGGUUCUUCUUUGGUAAGCCAUUCAUACUUCAAAAGUGGACUCCUGACUUUGUGCCUAAACGAGAAGAAUUCCCGGCUAUUCCCUUAUGGAUCAAAAUCCUGAACUUGCCGCUAUCUCUGUGGACACCGGAAGGUAUCUCUAAACUUGCUAGCUGCAUAGGGAUUCCCAUUGCUGUUGAUGCUUUAACUGCUGCAAAAAUUCGUUUGACAUUUGCAAGAGUUUGCGUACAAAUUACUAGUUCCUCUUUUCUUCCUGAGGAAAUUUUUUAUUCUGUUGAAGGAAAGUCGUAUCCCCUUAGAGUCCAAUAUGACUGGAAACCCGAAAAAUGUUCUCAGUGUGGCUCCAUCAUGCAUCCACCGACUCUAUGUCCAAAAGAUCCAAUCCUAAAAACCCAAAAUGUUGAAAAACCUAGGGGAAGAAGUACUAGUAGAAGACCAAAACGCACGCCACCACCAAAACUCUACAUUCCUAAACCUCCACUGACCCAAAAUAUCACUCAGUCGCAGCCUAAUCAUGACAUACCUCCUCAACCUCCUACUUCCAAUGAAAAUCAAAAUCCUAAUGCAGGGACCUUAAUCCCGAACCUUAACUCUCCCUCUGGAGAUAUCCAGGACAUCACUGACUCCAUAGCCCAGAUAAAACAGCCUGUUACUAUCACUACCAAAAACAAAUUUGAAGCCUUAAAUGGCCAUGAUAACAUUGAGGAGACUCUGGCUUCUUCUUUCCAACAAGCCAAAGCUGAUUUUCCCUCUAAAAAUGACCCUACAAACACUACAAAUCCUAACCUCAAUAGUCCUUCCCAGACGUCACCUCGCUUACAUCAACCUAACAUCCCUUCCUCCUCUAUGGAACCUUCCACCUCCAGCUCCACUUCAUCUAAAGCCCAACCACCACCUAGCCAAAACCCAAAACAAACUAGAGGCAAAGCCAAAAAGGCCUCUACCCCCAAUCCAAAAUCCCAAUGA